Molecule: messenger RNA, 2843 nt
Organism: Caenorhabditis auriculariae
Lineage: Eukaryota; Metazoa; Nematoda; Chromadorea; Rhabditida; Rhabditidae
Source: the annotation of a GenBank genome assembly
AUGCUACUAGGCAAUGCAGUAGCACCUGGUUCCCGUUGGAAAAGAGAGCAGAUGAGACUGGCGAAAUACAGGUUUUUAUUUAUUUAUUUUUGACAAGUCUGUGACGUGUGGAAAACAAGUAGAGAUGUGAAUUACUCAAAAUUUAUAAUGAUAACCUUUCAUAUAUAUUUUCCAAAAACGAGGAUGACCAAAUUAAACCGCGGUAGUGCUCCAUGGAUCAACUGUGAGAUCAGCCACGAAAAUUUUCUCCAUUUUAACUUUGAAUCAAUUUGAAUUUGCAAUUUUAAUCGAUCAAAUGGAUGGCAAGUGAGGCCUCAAAAUGAUCUGAAGCGUCUCCGGACUCGUUGAAAGAUCAACUAUAGAUGGACAUUUUUGUAGAGUAUGUCUUCCACGCGAAAUAGCAAAAAGAAGAGGAAAAUCAGCCGUCCAGGGCGAAACCUAGCGCGUCUCCAUGGAUUAAUCUUCGAGUUUCAAAAUUUGUGCUCCCUUACCGAGAUUUUCUAAAAAUCAACUGGUUUGAAACAGUUACUGGGCUUUUGCAGAAGAGCUUUUCUGAGUUUCCUCUGCGCUCUCUCUCUGGCUGGUUUUAAUGUUCUAUGACUCAAGCUGAGAGAGAAGAGAGGUGACAUGCUCAGAGAAGGUCUGCCCUGAUGGAUGAUCCCGAACGAUCGAUUUUCCACGGUGAUUUGAAGUUCAGUGCAUUUCUGAGCUGGAAAAUGGGGUUUCAUUAACCACAUAUCUGCGCCCGACUCUGCCCAUGGCUUCUUCCUCAUGAUGGUGGAUGCUUCCAUGUGCUCGAAAAAGUUUCUGUUGGCUGAACAUUUACGACUCUCUUGUCAUUGAAUUCAAAAUCGUUUCUCAGAGUCUUUGAAAUAAUGGCAGUUCCGCAGAAAUUUCCAGUGCUGAAUGGGUAUGGAAGCCGAAACGGUUAGUUCCUUACUCUUCCCCACCUAUCUCUGCGGAGAGCCCUCUCUGAUCUGAGAUUCGCGUGAAUGUUGCUAGAGUGAGCGAGGCAGCUGUGCUUCAAGUUCAGCUUCCCGAAAAUGAGCCGCUCUGCCGUCUGCAGCAUGUCGCUGAACUAGGUGGAGAAGGAGGCGGCGUCCUGAGCAACACUCAGAGAGAGCAGAGUGGCAGAACACAAGGCACGCCGAUACCAUGCCGUAAUGGCCAGCGCAUCAGCGCCACGUGAGUCAAGAGCAUCACUUAAGAGCAACCGGUUCUUCUGACAAGGAUCAGCCGCUUUGCGUUUCGGGAUCCACGCAAUGGGGUGCGGGUGGGUGAUAUCGCGCGCGAGUUUGAGCUCUGAUCAAUGAGUCGUGUGACGGCAGCCAACCAUAUUGUAGAUAUGGUGUAGGUCCACCCAACCGCUGAACUGUUCUAUUUUAUCUGGCUUAUUUGAUAAUUCAUCUGUACAUCUCACAUACAUUCACAUCAUAGACUUGGUCGAAAAUUACCAUAGGUUCGUAGGAGAUCUGGGCCAGAAAGUUAUUACGUGCGAGUGCGGUAUCAUUGUGUAAAAGUGGAGCUCUGACGAUACGCCGUGUGAAGGGAAGAACGAACUUUUAGAUUAUUGGGAGAUUGAACUCAGUACUUUCAGGUGCGAGUGGGUAGAAUAUCGCACAGCUUUGCGCUCUAAAAAUAGCUGCGCGGAAAGGGUAAAACUUCUCGAAAGUCAUAGGAGCUAGUGCCAGAAGAAAUUUAUUACGGGCAGGUGCGGUACAUCGCGUGAAGUUUUGGGCUCUGAAAAUAGCCGUGUGAAGGGUAAAACCAUGGUUAGUAGAGAUUAGGCUAGAUACAUGAGCCGCGCGAGUUUUUGCGAUAUCGUGUAAAGUUUUAGUUUUGAAAACGAGAAAAUAUAAACGGCGAGUCUCUUUGCGUAUAUCGCAAAGAUUGAAAAAUGAGGAUUAAAGGGGAUUUGGCUGGGUAACUCUAAUAAAUAAGAGAAAAAUGCUCAGGUCAAAUAUGGGACUUUUUCGGAUGUAUUGAUUUUCAAGCUCCAGAAUAUCAGUUUUCGCAUUUUAUUUGCCUUCAGAUUUGCCUCCACUCCAAAGUGUGCCAGAUCCACAGCCUGCCACCCGGGGACGUUCCUCUUCGCCCCAGGACUCUUCGCCCCAUCUUGACCGGACCGGCAGCUCCAAUGCCAUGUGCAGUCUUGUCUCAACGGCUCAUCUAGAGUCGCCAAUCACGGAGGAACACGAUCCGAUAAUCAUAGGUUACAGAACUUUAUUUUUCGGCUCUGCUCUGCAAGAUAGCUGCUUUUUCGGUGCGAGAGAGAAAAGCGAUAUCGCUAGCGGUAUCUGGAGAUUUCCUAUUGCGACAUCGCGUUUAUCCUCACCUCAAAACUUCAAAACUCGAAGAUCGAGCCAUAAGCCUGUCGCUUUCGCUGAAUGCCGCCCGGCGACAUCGCUUUAUCACCUCGGCAGUUAUACAGAGUAUUUUCACGCAGGUACAAUCCGUUCGACGAGUGUCCGGCCAGGUCGCCCAGUCGUGGCUACGCUCCCCAGGAAAGGAAGUCAGUGUCCAUUUCUUCCGCCUGCCCUUCGGCUCGCUCUAGCCGCCGCUGGGAUCAUUCUCCAUCCGGUAAUUAUUAGCCACUGAGAAUAAUAUUUAUUUUUCCGACUCUGGGCUUCACUGCGCUGGAUCUUUACAACAGAGGCACGGAAGCAUCAGAAGCAUCGCUCUUCCGGAUUCGAAUCCUCCAAACAUCAGGUUCCUUCUGAAAUCUCUUCGACUACUUCGAAAUUCAGUUCCAGCAGAAGCAGCUCGACGCCUCGAACGGUCAGGACCUUCUGGCGGUCAUCGACAACCUCAAGCUGGAGCUGCAGGUCAAGGAUUCCGGAUGA